CAAUCAGAGCGACGAAACCGUUCGAUGGAUUGAUGGCAUCGUAAGCUGAAGCCGAAAACACAGAAAUAAUGAUACGCACCACGCUUCAAUCGAAACUCGGCAAGAAGAACACGCGCACGCGUUGGCAAAGAAUCGUUAAUAGACUAUCACCUUUUCGGGUGCGGACACUUUUCGGGGUGACACGCGCGCUCGAUCGCACCCGCACGCAUGCGACGUUUACGUACAUUUGGCUAACGAUCCGGCGGCUUUUGCCUCUUCCUGGCGAGCCUCCCAGUGAUGGUGGUGGUGGUGGAGGGGUAACAUUUACCGCUUUUCCGGUGUGUUGGGUAGAAUUUAUUUCUGACCAAAGGUUUUACUGCACAAGAUCGGCACUUUGUUGUGUCAGUUGCGCCGCAUGCGCAUGUUCAAUUUGAACGCUUUCCUGUGUACAGGCUCAUGUUUAAUGAUUACAAAAACACAUCAGCAAAACCGAAUGAGUCACUCGGCUAUUACCGGCAAAUCCGUGUCAAAACAUUGUGUCAGCUUUGCGAUAGACUAGCUCAUUAUGGGGAGGCAAAAAACAGCAUUGAUAGACCGAUGAUGCAGAGAUGCAGAGUUAAUCACGUCUUAUCACUCUUGCGACUUGACUCAUCGCCAUGGGUCGCAAAUGGGUUGUGCUCGGUGUAAUAUUUCUCGCAGCUGUCAGUGUCAUUGCGGUCGAUCGAACACCCUUAAGGUACGUUCCCUUCCGGUGUCGAGGUGGCAUUUCCGUGUCGAUAACGUUCCGUUGCGAUGGGUUCGCUCACUGCCCGGAUGGUUCAGAUGAGGAAGGCUGUCGGGGCGUAUCGCUCGUUGAAGGACCGCCUGAAGGCGUCACCGUGCAAGAGGGCGAGUGGAUGAAUCUAACGUGUCGGGGAACUGGCGUACCGUCCCCAAGUGUACGAUGGAAAAUGAAUGGAAAAGAGCUACUGGAUCCGGUUUGUGAUUGGGUGUCGGAGGAUGGUGUUGGACAUCUUGCUUGUAAGAUGCGUCUGAUCGAUUCUGGGAAUUAUUCCUGUCAUUUGGUAAAUCCACUCGGCAAAAUCGAUGUACAACCGGUGACGAUGGCCACGGUGCAAGGAAAUCCUUGUCCGAAAGGAGAGUUCUUAGCCGGAGAAGGAAGUGCCAAGUCUUGUAUGAAGUGUUUCUGUUCUGGCGUAAGUGAUCUGUGCCACAAAGCAGAUAUGUACCGGUGGAAUUACACAAUGGCGAUGAACGAUUGGAAAAUGAGAUACGCAACGUGGGAUGGCAAAGUUACGGUGAAGACCGAGCAAGACAUUCAGAAUUUCUCUUCAAAUCACACACUGUACUACAGCCUACCAUAUCGAUUCAUUGAGCAUCAGACCAAGUCAUACAGCGGAUAUCUUCAGAUCCCUCUCGACACGGGAGAAGAAAUACCAAGAAUCAUUCUGAUGGGUUAUAACAGAACUCUCAUCUACAGGAACAACCACAAAGACGAGAUCCUCAACGGGAUGGCUAGAAUCAAGCUACAUGAAACCAACUUCUUCCACCCCAACGGAACGGCAAUCGAUCGGAUUGAACUACUAAUAGUGCUCUCAUACAUUGAUCACUUCCUGAUUGAAAUGCGCCCAAAAAAUGGACGAUAUAUAGCAAGCGAACAGUCGAUCGUAAUGGACUCUGCAAGCAAUUAUCAGAGAGGAAUAGGCAAGGCAGCGUUCGUGGAGGAGUGUCGAUGUCCGGUUGGAUUUCGUGACAGUUCCUGCGAACGGUGCGACUUUGGUUACAAUCGGGCAUUCGUUGGACCACCGAUGGGUCUGUGCAUGCCCUGGGAAUGGCAUCGGGAGCGCUACGUCCCUCCGAGCACCACAACAAGGGCAUACCACUUCGUUUAAACUGCCAGAUUAGAUGUAUUGGAUUCUAGUAUACCGAAUUCUUUCACUGUUAUAUCAAUCACGAAACGUCAAAUCAAACUCUUUUCGUUUAUCAAGAUCUUCCAGUGCAGAGGAAUUUUCAAUUCAGUACGCGCGCACUCGCACAAGCACGCACUUCUUAACACAGUUUAAAGGGCACACUAAUUACAUAGCCCUCAGGCGUCAUAAAACAACACAACCUAGAAGCCCGUUCGUUACCUCGGCAUCCAUCAACGCGAUGUUAUGCGUGUUGUUCUUGACUGAUUUUGGCUGGGCGCUCUAGGUUGUUUUUUGUGCGAGGAAGAUCCAACCUUGC
Messenger RNA from Anopheles merus, 2205 nucleotides. RefSeq names its product basement membrane proteoglycan-like. The record is from RefSeq and is a predicted model, not a curated record. NCBI's taxonomy places the organism in Eukaryota, Metazoa, Arthropoda, Insecta, Diptera, Culicidae. The transcript is spliced from 4 exons. Bases 636 to 1871 code for a protein of 411 amino acids. Gene Ontology annotation, molecular function: protein binding.